Messenger RNA from Parastagonospora nodorum SN15, 1038 nucleotides. RefSeq lists its product as hypothetical. The record is from RefSeq and is a predicted model, not a curated record. The coding region runs from base 1 to 1038 and encodes 345 amino acids. The transcript has 2 exons. Lineage: Eukaryota; Fungi; Ascomycota; Dothideomycetes; Pleosporales; Phaeosphaeriaceae.
AUGGCUAUCACAGAUUCAGCCUAUAUCGACAACGAAAAUGCGGACAGAAUGUAUCAAAUCCAACGAAAGCGACAAGGCCUUCUCGAAACACUGGAUGAUUGCCGCUCCUUUCAAGCGACAGAUCCUCGAGACAAAGUCUAUGGAAUUCUCGCCUUGGUCGAGCCAAUAGAAGAAGCCAGUGAUCUGUGCGUAGACUACAACAAGGAUGUGGGUGAAGUCUAUGCCGAUGUGGUCAUUGCGAUUUUAAGACGACACUCAGACCUCAAUAUUCUCGCUUACAUCGAUCACGGCUCCGAGUAUCGCAGUGACGGUAGUUUUACAUCCUGGUCUCCUCAAUGGAAUAACACAAACGCCGGUUUGAGAUAUUUCCCAGCUUCCGGCUCGCCGUUGAGCGCCUGUCGGAGCACACAUCUCAAAUCAGUGGAUACGUCUGAUGUAAAUUCGCAGUAUCUUAGGCUGAAUGGGUCGAUAUAUAGCAGUGUCACCACUGUUCAGGCACAAAUGGGUAUGGAUGCCAUGAAGAACCACUGCAAACAUCCGUUCUACAAUAUUCUUACCGCCGUAUUGGGCCAUCAAUCUGAUGACGACUACACAAUCAGGCGGACGCUAGCUCGGACCUUGACUGCGGGAUGCAACAGUGAGAUGGACGACAUCAUCACUGCAAGCGAAGAGAAAAAACGACUUUUCUACGUUAGCUUUGAGCUCUUCAUUUAUUGUAUGGAUGAGGGAUUGAAUUUCUUGGAGCUGAGGAAGUCGGUGCUAACAGGUGAGAGCUUCUACGACGAAGCAGAGAUAGUAUGCUUAGAGCGAAGAUUUUUCCAGCUGUCGAACGGAAAGUUUGGGAUUGGGCCUGCUUGUAUGCGGGUUGGGGACGUAGUCGUUGUGCUGUUUGGCGGCGACGCGCCGUACGUCCUUCGACCAUGCGGAAGAUCUUAUCUCCUCAUGGGCCAAGCAUACGUUGAUGAAUUGAUGAAUGGAGAGCUUAUGGACGAGUUGGAUGCAGGACGAGUACAAGAACGACAGUUUGUGCUGGUGUGA